UUUGCUAGUUUCACCCAUUGGCUGGAAAUGGCUCGCAAGAAGGUGGCACUACGAUACAUCCGCAAUAGCUCAACCCGGCGUGUUACCUUCGAGAAGCGUCGCAAUAGCCUAAUGAAGAAGGCAGGUGAUUUGGGCGCCCUCUGCAACACCAAGGCUUGUGUGUUGGUGUAUGGAGAGGGUGCCUCGAUGCCAGAUGUUUUCCCAUCCCACGCUGAUGCGGUGGCCAUUCUGAGUAAGUACAAGUACAUGCCAGACCUGGUACAGUUUAAGAAUACUAUGAGCCAAGAGGAGUUCCUCAUCGAGCGCAUUACUAAGCUCCAAGAAGAAGCCAACAUGUUUCGGUGUGAGCGUGAGGACCGCGAGAUCCGAAUCCUUCUGCACAAGGCCAUGCUCGGUGGUAGCCUUGAUGCCCAUGAGGUUGCUCGUGUUGGCCCUAAGUUGGAGGUCAUCCUCAAGAACCUUGGUGAUCGCAUCACAAAAAUAAGCAAGAAACCACCGGCCCUCCAACCACACGCGACAUAUGUCACCAACAACAUUGGUGAUGUAUCAAGCACUUCAACAGAAGCAAGUGGGUUGGCUUGACACCAAGUCCAAGGGGGCCUGUGUACCUUGGUCUACAAUGACUGAAGUAGUGGAGGCCACAAUAGUGCCAGCACCAGCUCCCACACCCGCUUCUCCAAUGAUGAUAUGAUGCAGUUCUUCAACAACCUAAGGUUUAGGUUGCAAUGGGGCACCAACUUGAGAGCAUCUUCUUAGAGUUCAUUUUCUCCCAUGUAAGGAGGGAGAAGAUCUCAUGUCAUAUCAUUUUUGUUUACUUUUGUCAUGGUUAAGAUGCAGGAAUUGCAUCGUUAAUAAGGAGGGACAUUCAGUCUCGGUCCUGCUCUUUGA
Hordeum vulgare subsp. vulgare (domesticated barley) is the source of this 888-nucleotide messenger RNA. Its product is annotated as agamous-like MADS-box protein AGL80. The transcript has a single exon. Gene Ontology annotation, biological process: positive regulation of transcription by RNA polymerase II. NCBI's taxonomy places the organism in Eukaryota, Viridiplantae, Streptophyta, Magnoliopsida, Poales, Poaceae. The record is from RefSeq and is a predicted model, not a curated record. Gene Ontology annotation, molecular function: DNA-binding transcription factor activity, RNA polymerase II-specific; protein dimerization activity; RNA polymerase II cis-regulatory region sequence-specific DNA binding. Bases 28 to 582 code for a protein of 184 amino acids.